CUUUCUAUCUUUCUUUGUUUUAUUAUACUUUUUCCUCUUGCCGAUCGUUCACGCGAACGAGAUCGCAUCCGCGGCGUUCGCGCGCGUGCGACGCUUCGCUCCGGUAUCGGCCGAAGUUUUCCGGAGCCGGUCGCGUGUGUGCUACGACUUUGGAAAUUUAGAGGAUCAGCAGCCGAGGACCCAGGAUAGUAUUUUCGCCAUCGCCGUCGGCGAUCGUUGUCAGACGGGGCUUAACAGAGUCGUGACUGACGAUCUACCAAACAUGUUACGUCUCGUGAGCCUUCUAUUUCUAUGUAUCGCUGCUACGUACACGCCUGGCCACUGCAAGACAGAGGCAUCGCGAGAUGUCGAGCAUGCGAGACUACCAGAGUUCCUCACGGAAUUGGACCUGUCGAGUCUUGAGGUAUUCGAAGAAGACGUCGAAGCACUGAAGAAAAUCGUGAAAAGGCUGGCGCCCGAAAAGAACGGCGAGUACCAAGUUUACCAAGGCGUGACGGGACAGCCCGGAGUGGAUUAUCCAGCCCUCACGUCGAUUCCAGCCACUUCAUUCAGCUGUCGCGGCCUGAGAGGGGGAUAUUACGCGGAUUUAGAGACAAAUUGCCAAGUAUUCCACAUCUGCGACAAUGGACGUAAGAUCUCGUUCCUGUGUCCCAAUGGCACGAUCUUCCAGCAAUCGCAACUUAUAUGCGACUGGUGGUUCAAAGUGGACUGCAGCAAAUCCACAGAGUUGUACGAGCAGAGUGUCGAGCAAUUGGCCGAGGAAGAGAAGAAACGUACGGAAGCGAGAAAGAUGAAAUCCGAGUUUCAUCGCGAAGCAGAGGAACAAAAUAACGCGGAUUACUACGAGAACGUUGACUACGAUGGCAGACAAAACGGUAGAACGAAUCCGUACGGUCAAACCACCGACAAGCAGAAUCAGAUUUCGGAAAAACAGAAUGAACCAAAGUCUAAUCAACACUUCGGGCCGAACAACGUUUUCGAGAACACUCGUGGUUCCGGUCGGUUCCAAGAAAAUAAUGCGAACGCAUUACGGACUAACGAGAAAACGAGUCAGAUACCCGAUAAUUACGACCAGCCGUCGAAACAGCGACAAUAUCAUGAUAGCGGAUCGAAUUAUCAGGUAGUCAAUAGACAGAGAAAUCAAUUGGAUACCCAGAAUAGCAAAUUCAAUUACGAGCACAACAAUAAGUUCCAGGAUAAUCGGCAGAAUUAUCAGAGUAACACGCAGAAUUAUCAAUCUAAUCAGAAUACGCCGAGCAGCAACGACAAGCCGGCGUUCAAUAAUCCGAAAUCACGAACUUCGACGCGAAACAAUCUGUUUAGUUCCAAUCAGCCACAAAAAGCUACACCAACAUACAUGGAGACGACAACCUUCAGAACUACAACACCGGUGCCUCCGAAAGAAUACCAACAGUUUGCGGAAAGCGCCGCAUUCGUGUCCAACCGGGGACAUCGCUUCAACUCGGGCAAAUCCGAGAAUACUCGACAGUAUUAUUAUCAUUCGUACGAUUACCGAGAUCAUACCACUACCGCUAGCUACCGCGGUCACGAGACGACUACCUCGACGCCACAGAGAAACAGAGAGAGUGAAACGGUAUCCUUUACACCUAAGACGGGCGCCCCACCGUACCCUGGUCCCACAUACGCUCCUAUCUAUAAGCCCAGGACAACGACGUUGCCACCUUAUGAAACAACAUUACAGUAUACACCGACCACUGAAACGUCGCACUACAGCACUUCUUACUAUAAGCAAGAUGAUGUUCCGGAAACCACUUACACUAAUGCUGACACCACGACAGUGACAUCGUUUCCCUCCGCAGAGGAGUUCCCAACUAUGUCUAGCUCUCGAACCUCUCCUGCUAUAGGAAGAAUACCACCAGCCUCCGGGAAUUAUCAAAAUCAACAGUACAUUGAUAAUAGGGUAACUGAACAGAGAGACAUUGAUACUUCUUUCGCAACUACGCGUCCAUACGUGAAUACAGAAAGCUAUCGGCAUAACGCUGCUAACAUCACUUCAUCUGUCAGUCAAGAUGCGUUUCCCACGACCAAUGUGCCAUGUUACGAUGAGUGUCAUGAGCAAACCUACCGCGCUAAUUAUCAAAACGAGAAUAGUAUCACGAACAUUGAAAACAAAAGUACAACGGGAGAUCCUUGGCGUGCGACUUUGCAAAGCUUCCAUCAGAAUUCAAUCAGCUCGACUGAGAAGCCGGGGAGAAGCACCAAUGGUUAUCAGCAGAGCGGAUCUACCAGCAAAACUUUAAGUCCUUACGAGACCAGUUUCACCUACAAACAGGGGAAAGUGCUGUCCACUUUAGGCCCAUACGUACCUUUCACUAAAAACUACGUUUACUCCACAAUGACCACUACGCCGACGCCGAAACCGCCGACCACUGUGCCGACAUAUAGUUCCACUCUGACAAAUUAUCGCAUCACGGCCAGCAAUCUGAUACCCAAGGUGAAAUCGUCGCCUCUGACAACAAGCAAGCCUAAAGACAGAGCGACUUAUUUACCUGAGGUUGGCAGCAAACCACCACCGACUUUAGAAGAUAGACCUUACGCUGAACGGGAACACGCGCUCAGCAUGUUGCACUCUCUUCAAGGUUUAGAAAAUAACGGAGAAAAUCUGAGUGAAAUUGCGAAGGAUGGAAGCAGCCGAAAUGGGCCCUCUGCGCCCGGUCCAUCUACUUUGCAUUCGUUAGCUCUAUACUUUGCCACAGCUGGCGACAAUCUCGACUCCAAUGAGACUAUCGAAUCUACCGCAAGUGUCGAGGAAGUCGAGGGUAGAGAAGGCAACCACUCGCAUAAUGUGUCUGUCGAAUUACCGACCAGCAUUCUCACACAACACACCAUCUCGUCAUACGUUGAACUGUUCAAUUUAAACAAUGCGCUCGAAGGAAAUGCCACAAUGGCUGAAUUCACGUCAGAAGCCGAUGAUCUUAGCGGCGAAAUAAACGACGAUUUAGAAAUCGAACAGAGCGAGGGUCCAGUAAAUGGCGCGAAAAGAUCGAAUAACACCAAGCUGCGCGAACUGGCCCAGGUCUUUACUCAUGCUCUAUCGGCAUAUCUACAGGAUCCGGAAACCUUUAAGAAGGUGCUCACAGAGAUCAGGCCCACGCAACCGACGACGACGACCACCGAUGAUGGUCAGUUUGAAAUGACGACAUUGUAUCCAACUACUGCGGAAGAGUAUGCAUCAGUCACCAAAGAGAAGGAUGAAGUCCUGGAUUUUUCGGACGAUACCGACGUUACCAGAAGACGUAAACCAACCACUAUAUUCCCCACCACCUUACAACCACCUGUCACCACCGAUAAAUCGUAUUCGACUUACUAUACGACGCCGUAUGAUGAAUAUACAACUUUAGAGAGCCAAACGCGAAGGCCAAUUUACUAUCCGAGUACGACAUUGUUACCGCCCAGUGCUUCAUCACGCGAUUCGAGAGAUUACGUCGAAUCAUCAACACAGGGUGGUAAUACGUUUGCCUUCGAAGUGAAUCGCGUUUUUACUACAACUAUGAAUGAUAUUCAAAAUUACGAUGGCGAUACAAGGGAUACGACAGAUCUGUCAUCGGUCUACGACAAUUAUUUCCCAUUGGACGAGUAUGAAAAUAGAAAUAAGAUCGGUGGUUUCCAAAAUAAUACGGCAAGGACCUUCCAACCGUACGGUAAAAACGUCAAACCGAUCGGCGCUACACCUAUAAGCAAUUACAUGGCGUCGUCGACGGUGGCGUCUUUUGUGAAAGGAACAACUUCACCUAGCUGGGGUAGAGGCUCGGCUGGUGAUAAACCCGUUCAAAAUCUCACACCGCCUCCUUAUCAUCCACAUUUCGGUAAUGUGAAGAGUUUCACCGCGUCAAACAGUAUUCUGCCGAAUCAGGUGGUGCGUUCAACGACGCCUCUAUCGAGAAGCAAACCCUUCUACCAGACCGCCAGCACCACAGUUCAACCAUUCAGGAUACGUUACUACGAAUCAACGACAGCGCCAUCCGAAUCUCUUGCCACAGCUCGCAGUUCGUACGCGAAGUACAGAAACAAUUACAAGUUAGAGAAUAAUCACAGAGAAGUCACUCGUAAGCCUUUGGCAACAACGACGGCAACAACAAUUCGGGACAACAUAAAAACACUAGAUCCCAUUACUGCGACCGUCAGCGAAGCUACUCCAUAUACUGCUACUGUUAUUCGCGCUACUAAUAAUCCGACGGACGCCUCGACCACGAGACAUUCCAAUCUACUCAAUGAUGAUCAUUGGACUUCUUCGCCUAUGGUCACUCAGCUCUGGGAAACAACGGUGUUCGUAGAUCCUCGACAUAUUAAUCACGGUCUACAGUCGAACGUCGGCACCACUCAGUUGCCCGACACAACUGAUAAUGCUAUUAGUGAAGAAUCAGAACCCACUACGAGCACUGCGAGGUCGUCGAAAUUGUCCGCUGUAGAUCUCGACGUGACAACGGAAUCACGAACAACCAGCACACCGAGUCCAUGGCAAUGGGCGACGAGCGACAACGAUCCACCCGUAACGUUUACUCUGCUACCAACAACCUUUACCGCAGAAAACACGGCAACGCCAACUCCGAUUAUCACGACGCGAUCGAGCAUAACGACCACGAUUACCUCUUCGGUGACAUCAACCAAUGCUGUCUCCCGGGACAAUUUAGUAUCCACUCUGCUGCCAUUCGCGCAAGGCAAUGCGUUGAAUGCCACCGAGAGCGAAGUGAUCAAAGCGCACGAGAUGUUCGGUAACUUAAACGAGACGAGUUCGAACACACUAAUGCGAGUGAUGAAACAGGCCGAUAGCAAUGCAACAGUAAGACAAUUGGUACUAUUGCUGAUAAGCCAUUGUAAUGGUCCUAGAAACAAGACGAUGGAGCAGGAGAAGGAACAACUGUUGGAUGCACUUCUGAGGAUGCCUGUUAACGAGUUCAGUUCGGAAGAAUCGCGAGAAAUCAUCGCUGGCAUCAACAGACUUAAUUUUUCAAUUCCUAAACCACGAGCGGCUGCUUUAUCGAAUUUCACGACGAUAAGGACUCCUCGAGCAUCUACGAGAUUCACGCCAUCUUCACCAUCUAUCACAACAUUCCGCAGUAGAACGGGACGAAAAUUCCGUACGACCACUGAGAGUGCCAAUGCCUUUGCCAGAAGAUCGGACGACGCUGUCUCGGAGAAUAAUUCAUUGUCGGAGAACGAGGCUACCGCUUCUGACAGCCGAGCCCUCGAACUCCUCAGGUCGCUUUACACGGUAGCCGCUAAGUGGGGCUGAGAAGCCGCAUAAUCGACGACCGAUCGGAACUACGCGCGCGUCGGAAGACUCGUGAGAUGAAGAUCUCGCUGGAAUAUCAGAAGACGUUCACCUGUCAAUACAUUGGAGUAGAUCGUUGCUGUCAUCCAUCGUGUCACUCCAUUUAGCCUAAAUUCGAAGAUUCAAGCUCCGAACGGUGAAUUGGUUUUGAUCUUGGCCCAUGAAUCGACGUCCAUGAAUAAAUAGAAUAAACCUGCUCUGCGUUUCUUCAGGAGAGAUACGGAACAUCGUACUUCUCGUCGAAUACUCUCAUUAGAAGUCGACAAUAUUAAGUUAUUAUUAAUUCUAAAAUUCUUAAAUUUGACUGCUAUAUUACACUUGCAUGCAAUAAUCGGAAAAUUAGAUUCGAGUCGAAGAUUGGCUUCUUCGAACUUAGAUCGAUAACGCUGCUACGAAGUUUGAUUUAACUUAGGGCCAAGAUUGACACCUACGCUUGCGGAUAUUAAACAGAUUGUGUAACGAUCGAUUUCGGAUAUGUAAAUCUGAGCUGCGGCUGCUUGAUAUCCGCGACCGAGCAUAACUCGUGUCGGUUAAUAUGCGGAGUCCCGAUCGAUCAUCGAUCGAUAAGAUCGCAAUAUAAUAAUUAACCGGCUGUAGUCCGACGUUAAGAUUAUGUAUUGCUCGCCGUUUAAUAUCCUUUUUAUUAAGAAUAAAACACCGAUCGCCUCGUAACAUCGACAACUAUUACUUGAAGAAAAAAAAAACGCCUGCCAUACUUCGUCCCUCCCGUUCAUUGACUUGCGUGAACGCUACACUCAACUUAACUCUCUUCUCUCCAUAAUCAAAGAAGUUCGCACAUAUUAGCAA
Molecule: messenger RNA, 6100 nt
Organism: Mycetomoellerius zeteki
Lineage: Eukaryota; Metazoa; Arthropoda; Insecta; Hymenoptera; Formicidae
Gene: thw
Product: chitin-binding domain protein thawb
Exons: 7
Coding region: 263-5254 (1663 amino acids)
Cellular component (GO): extracellular region
Molecular function (GO): chitin binding
Source: RefSeq, a predicted model, not a curated record